Molecule: messenger RNA, 612 nt
Organism: Trichoderma atroviride IMI 206040
Lineage: Eukaryota; Fungi; Ascomycota; Sordariomycetes; Hypocreales; Hypocreaceae
Source: RefSeq, a predicted model, not a curated record
GUUUGAAUAGCUCUGUUUGGGGCGAUUCGCAUUUGGAUGAGAUAUGAAGUGUUGCGAUAAUGCAAGAUGUAGGUGGGGGCAAAGAAGGGAGGGGAGGCGAAGAAGAAGAGAGAACCAGGAAAGGGCCAUCGCCAGUGGUCAAUUGGCGGAAAGAACAGAUGGUAGAGCCAGUCAAAACAAUGAAUUUCAGGAUGACGCGUUGCCAGCUGGUAGAAAAGCAAAAAGUCAAAAGUAAAACUGCCAGCUGGCGUUGAACAGAGGCGUGUCUCGCAGCUCGACCAGCAGAGUCUCUUUGAUGGAAUAAAAGAAAGCAUAGGCUGCGAUAGCUGGACGUAGACGCGGGAAAUGCAAUAGUGUUCUACUCCUUGUUGAAAAGGCAUACAACUUCGCAGUUACAAAUAAACCGCAAGGAGGUAUCAACGGGGGUUGGAGAUCUAAACGACUUGAAAUGCACCAAUAGCUGAGAUUAAGUCAAGUUCUUGAAAUCCCAGGGACAUCCACAAACAAAGUCAAAAGGAACAUUGAUCGUUUUAUUUUCAGAUACUAAGAUAACUUCCUCCGCCACUCAUCAGCCAAUCCGGUCGCCCCUUUUAAAUAUUUCCCCUGAGAUUA